CACUUGGUCGGCAACGUUCGACUCGGAUGGUCGUACUCAUAUGCCCGUUUACGCGGUUUUAUAUUCAAAAGUAACUCAGUGAAUGGAAAUUCAAAAAAACAAAAAAAAAGAGAAAGGUCGUGCAACAAUUUAUUCAAAUUUUUUGACUUAUUUUUUUUUUUUUAUAAAAAAUUAUAAUUAAAUUAAUAAAUAUUUUUUAAUAAUGUGAAUUGUUUAUUUAUCUGUGAAUUGUGAAUGUUAUUAAUAUUGUGGUUUAACGAUUUUAACAUUACUGUGGUUAUUGUCAUUAAAUAAAUUUGUUAUUGUAUUUUUUUUUUUUUAAAUAAUUGUGAGGUGCGCAUAACUGGAUAUCAUUGAUGGAUUAGACAUUUUAAAAUAAAGUAUACUGACAAAAAUGAUGCUAAUGUCAGUAAAUGUUUUACUUGAUAAAAGUAAAUUAUUAAUUAAAAAAAAUACUAUAUAUUUGUCUUUUGGAGUAAGUGGUAAUGACCAUGACGAGCAUCGCUGUCGGGCCGGCUAGCCUCGGCACGCCUCCUCCGAUGCUAACGACAAAGAGAUAUCAUCUUCAGCAAGACAUGACCCCAAACUCCUCGUCACCAACGCCAACCAAGAACUAUGAAACGUUGAGUAAAGGAAAAAAAUCAUGGAGUGUACGUCUUGGUUUAUCACGUCAACAUCAAACAUCAGAUGAUGCAACUAAAAAUUGGGGUACAAUAAGUGGUGGUAGUGCAUUAUCACGACAAAUGUUGUAUGGUGAACCAUGGUUAUAUGGUACUGUUAGAUCAACAAGAGGAUGUAUUGAACAUUGUAAUUUUUUAACAGCAUCACCAACAACAACAACAACGACAACAGUAUUACCAUCACAAUUAACUGGUUCACCAAUACUUGUUAUAUGCUCAUGUCCAGAAUUUUUAAGUGGUACUACAAGAAAAUUAGGUAAUUGUAAAAAAUGUGGUGGUCACAGACUUGCAAGAAUACCAUUGGGUGGUACAUGUAGAAUACCCGAAACAUCAUCAAGAAUAAGACCAAGUCUUGCUGGUGUAUUGAGGCCAUCAGUUGAUGAUCCAUAUGAUUUAAUGCGACGUAAUCGUUUAGUUGAACCACGUUCACGUGCAAAAAGUAUAUCACCUCAUCGUCAAACAAAUCAACGUGAUACAAGAAGUCAAAGUGUUAUACGUUCAACAAUUAAAGAACGUAAAACAACAGCUGAAAAUGUAUCAAGAAGUGAAUGGUUUGAUACAAAUAUUAACUAUGAUAAUUCUUGUCAUAAUAAAACACGUUUAUCAACACCAUCAUCAAUGUCCAAAAAUGAAUGGACUAUUAAUGAUCAAACUGAUGAUACAUCAACAAGAAAUACAACAACAAAUUUAUUAAAAAUAAAUAAAAAAAAUCGCUCAUGGCAACAAGAUCCAAGUAGUGUAUCAUCAUCUGGUACAAUGAUUAAUCAAGAUAAUUGGAAUGAUAAAAUAAUACAAAAUAAUAAUUCAAUUAAUAACAAUAGCAAUAAUAAUAUUGAUUCAAGAAAAAGUAUACUUGAAUGUAAUGUUAAUCCAUAUUUACUUGUUAAAAAAAAAAAUCAAGAUGACGAUGAUGAUUUGAGUGAUGAUUUAUCAGACAAUGAACUUGAACACAGUGUUAAUGUAUCAUCAAGUUUAUUUGAUCCAUCAAAAGUUAAAUCAAUUGAAAGAUUACCAAAUCACAGUUCAGUUGCUGCAAUUGGUGGACAAAGAAUACGUGUUUUUACUGAAAUUAGAGAAUUAUCAUCUGAUGAUGAUAACAAUAAUAAUAAUAGUAAUAAUGAUUUACCAUUAACACGUAUACCAAUUCCAAAAAUAUCACCCAAAAGACCACCAAGAAAACAAAAAGAAAAUAAAUUUAUUAUAAAAAGUAUAUUAAAACGUGGUAAAACAGAUGGUUGUAAUAAAAAAAAUGUUUUUUUUAAUAUAAAUAAUGUUAUAUUAACACCUGAAAAAUCAAAUGGCAUAAUAACAACAUUAAAAAAAUAUAAAAAUAUGAAAAAUAAUAAAGAUGAUAAAAAUAAUAAAUUAAUUAAUGAAACAAAUAAUAAUAAUAGUAAUAGUAAUAAUAAUAAUAAAAUUCAACAAGAUAAACCAAAAUUUAUAACAAUUCCAAAUAUAAAAGAUUUAAAACGUACUGAAAAAAUACGAGAAAAUAAAAAUCAUGAAAUAAAAAUUGUACCAGAUGUUAAAAUAUAUCCAAAAAUUGAACGUAAAAUUAUUAUUGAUAAUAAUAAAAAUAAUAAUAAAAUUAAACCUCCAGAAGUGCCUAUUAGAAAUAAACGUAUUAAUGAAAAAAUUGAUAAAGAUAAUGAUGAUAAUGUUAAUAUAAUUAAUAGUAAUGAUAAUGAUAAUGAAAGUUUAAUUAAAAAUAUUAAUGAUGAUGAUGAUAUUUUGAUGAAAAAUGAAAUUAUUAGAAACGAGGACGAGACUGAUUUGGAAAUUGAAAUUGAAGAACUCAAGGAUCAACAACUACCCGACAUUGGUAGUGAUGAAAAAAAAUUAUUACUCAAGGCUAAUGAUAAUAACAAAAGAUCAAGUUUAACAAGAAGUCAAAGUGACAGAUCAUUGGAAAAACUAGAUAAUUUAUCAUCAAGUAUUCAAUAUUUGGAUACAAUGCGACUGAGUUUACGUCGAGCCAAAGAUUCUAAAGAAGACAACAUAAUAUUGCCAAUAUCAAGUGAAAUAAUUAUUAAACCAAUCGAAUCAACAACAAAAACAACAAAAACAACAACAACAUCAACAACAUCAAAUGAAUUGCCACAAGAAUAUUUUCGUAAAAUGAGACCAACAAGUUGGUCACCACCACCAACCGGUAAAUCAAAACAUUCAUCAUCACGUGAGCGUACAAGUGAUCCAGGACCAUUUGACAAUAAAAUUAUAAUAUCAAAUGACUCCUCAACAACUGAUAAAAAUACAUGGUGUAGCAAUGAUACUGAUAAUAAAUCAAAAAUAAAUAUAAUAUCACCACUUGUUGAAAAUAAUAAUAUAUGUAAAAUAACAGUUACACCAAAAUCAUCACCAUUGAUACAUCGUUUACAAGUUGGUAGUAAUGAUACACAAAAAAUAACAUCAAGAAGAACAUCAAUAUUAAUAAAUGGUGAUUCAACAAAUGACAAUGAUAAUAUUAAAAAUAAUAAUAAAGUUACAAUAAGUGUUGGUGGUGAAAAUAGUGUUUGUAAUCCAACAGUUAUAUCAGUUAAUUCAACAACACCACCAAAAAUUAAAAACUCCAUUGAAAAUAAUCGUACACUUGUUAUACUUGAUAAUUAUAAAUCAAAUAUUGUACUUGAAUCAUCAAUUGACGAUAAUAAUAUUAAUAAAAAAUUAAAUACUGAUGAUAAUAUCAAUAAUAACAAAGAUAAAGAUGUAAUUAUUAAAAAUAAUAAUGAUUAUUUGGAUAAUUCUUUAACAAAAGAAUCAAUGAUAUCAAAAUUAUUAGAGGAUUCAUUAAAAAAGGCUCGUGAAAAUGGUGAGAUACUUGAUGAAAGUAGUGGUGAAGCAAUAUUACGUAUAUUAAAACAAAGUUUAUUAAAAAAUAAACAAUAUGAAAGUUCAGAAUUAAUAAUUAAAAAUGAUGAUAAUAAUAAUUAUAAAAAGCUACCAAUUGAUAAUUCAAAUAUUGAUUUUGUAAGAAAAAAUUUAUUUUUAGAUGAAAAUCCAUAUGAAAUAAUAAAAGAACCAAUUUAUGAAGAAAUACCAGAUGAACCACCACCAUUACCACUAAGUCCACCACCAAUUGAAGAUUUUAUAAAAGAUAAAAUAUAUUUACAAAAUGAUUAUAAAGAAUCAUAUUAUAAAAAAGUUAAUGCUGGACAAUAUUUAGGUUCAUAUUUAACAAAUAAUUUAUUUGUUAAUAAUAAAAAUUCUACAGAUAUUAUUGAAACAAAUGUUGAUAAUUAUUUAACUAAAAAUAGUGAUGAAUUUUUUGAUCAAACAACAUCAGUAUCAUUGUCAUCAUCAGCAUCAUCAUCAUCUGAUGGUAAUUUAACUAAAAAAUUUGAAUUAUUAAAUUUUUUGAUGGAUUCAAAAGAACGUCCAGUGACUGUUGAAGAAGAUGAAUUAGUAGUAGAUGAAGAAGAAGAGGAAGAAGAAGAUGAUGAUGAAGAUGAGGAUGAUGAUGAAGAUGUUGAUGAUACUGAAGGAGAUCUUGAGGCACUUUAUGAACAAAAAGAAACAAGUAUGGGUGAUUUAAGUUCAAAAAGUUCGCAAAUAUCAAAUGUCUCAGACAGCAGUGAAGAAUGUAAUAUCAUUCUUACCAGUUCAACAGAAGCAUCAAAGACACGGACAGUGGAUAUUGAAAGAACUGACAGUGGUGUUGGAUCUGAGAGCAGUCAAGCAAGUAGCAGUAGCCGCGGCGUCGCGAGACGAUGGCGAACAGGAAAUGCCACCAUCUCUUCUGGUCCGGCUAGUUUACUUGGUGGAAUCCCACAGGUCAUAUCCGCUGAUGCGAAACUCUGUGAGGAUUGUGAGCAACGCUUAGAUCCCCUAAUCACUGAUAGUGGAGUCGUUUACGCACCUUUCGUUUGUCGAAAGUGCUCAAAAAAACGAGCAGAAAGAAAAGAAAUAAUAACUGAAAUUGUUGAAACUGAACAAAAAUAUGGUAGAGAUUUAAGAAUAAUUCUUGAAGAAUUUCAUCGACCAAUGUUGAGAGCUGGAUUAUUAACACAAGAACAAUUAUCAGCAAUAUUUUUAAAUGUUGAAGAAUUACUUGAGCAUAAUUUAAUGCUUGCUGAUAAACUUAAAGAAGCUGUAGAAUUAAGUCAAGUAUCUGGUGAUGAAGAUUUAAUAAAUGUUGAUUUAGGUAAAAUAUUUCUUGAAUCAGAAAGAAUGUUACAUGCAUUUGAAAGUUAUUGUACACGUCAAGGUGGUGCAAGUUUACUUCUUCAAAAUCUUGAAAAAGAAAAAGAAUUAUUACGUAUAUUUUUAAAAGUUUCACAAAUGGAAAAUACAGUAUUGAGAAGAAUGAAUUUAAAUUCAUUUUUAAUGGUACCAGUACAAAGAGUUACUAAAUAUCCACUUUUACUUGCUCGUUUAUUAAAAGCAACACCAUCAGUACGAUCAGAUGUACAAGAUGCCAGAAAAAAAUUGGAACAAGCUCAAUCAAAUAUUGAACUUCAUUUGGAGCACAUGAAUGCUGAAGCCAAAGAUGUUACAUCAACAAAACUCUGGCGAAGAAUAUCAAUCAUUCAAAAUGGAAGAAGAUCAAAUGGUGAACAAGAUAUUGUCAAUAUUAAAAUGAGAAAAAUGGCUGUUGAGAUACUUGAAUGGGCACAUGAAGAGGCUAGAUUUGUUUUGGAAGGACGUUUAUUAGUUGCACAACCAACAGAUAAUAAUUGGAAAAGAGGUAGAACAGUUAAACUUGCACCUGUCACUGCAAUGCUUGUUACAAAUGGAAAAUCAAACACUGAAUUUUUGGAUUCAAAUGAUGAUUCUCUAUUUCCAAGACAAAUUGGAAUUAAAGAAGCUACAUUGUUAUUGGUGAAAGAAAAAAUUGGCCGUUACUCACUUCUUCGUGAACCAUUGUGUCUUGAUAAAUGCAUCGUGUGCUGUGAGACAGAUCUUGAAGAUUACUUUGAAAUUCAAGAACUUUCAACAAAAGAAACAUUUAUUUUUAAAGCUGAAGAUGGAGCAAGAACAAAAAGAUGGUGCAGAACAUUGCAAGCACAUGCACAAUCAUUGGGAAGUUGGCGAAGACGUCGUGGCGCACUUCCAAAUAUAAUGAUAUGUGGUGUUGCAAGAAGUUGAGUUAGGUAAUAAUUUAAACUUCAACAUCUGAUAACCAAAUAAAAGCUUCAUAAAAGUUCUUCAUAACUGUUCAGAUAAAUAUAUAUGUAUAUGCAUUUUUUUUCCAUGAAAAAUCAAUACAAAUUGAAGAAAAAAUAAUCGAAAUAUUAUUCAAAUAUAAUUAUUACAAUUAAUAAUUUCUGUUGAUAUAAUUAAUUUAAAUAUCAGAAAUUUAUAAAUUUAUAAAUAAUACGCACAUAAUAUAUUAUAGUAAGGUUAGAUUUUAAUUUAAAUAAAAAAAAAAAAACAACAGAACAAAAUUAAAUAACUAAAUUAUGUUGAGAAAAAAAAAAA
Molecule: messenger RNA, 6098 nt
Organism: Aphidius gifuensis
Lineage: Eukaryota; Metazoa; Arthropoda; Insecta; Hymenoptera; Braconidae
Gene: RhoGEF64C
Exons: 12
Coding region: 486-5765 (1759 amino acids)
Biological process (GO): positive regulation of Rho protein signal transduction
Molecular function (GO): guanyl-nucleotide exchange factor activity
Source: RefSeq, a predicted model, not a curated record